Messenger RNA from Paramecium sonneborni, 222 nucleotides. The record is from the annotation of a GenBank genome assembly. Lineage: Eukaryota; Ciliophora; Oligohymenophorea; Peniculida; Parameciidae.
AUGGAGAAAAAAUGUUCUGAUUAUAAAUUUGAAAUUGAUUAUAAAAGUAUUUUAACAGAUGACAUAAAAAGGGCUAAACCUUGUAUACAUUGGAAUAAGGAUAAUGUAUAUAAGGAUUUAACUAAAUUAAAUAUGUAUAAUUUUUUAAUUGAUUCAUUGAAUACAACUAUGGAGAAGGAAGUUGAUAAGUUAUGUAAAAGUUGUAAAUUUAAAAUAUAUUGA